AUGAUAGAUCACGAUGACUGGCAAGUAAAAGAAGAGCUUUAUAAUAAUUUGAACCAACUGUGGGGCCCUUUUACUGUUGACAGAUUUGCUGACAACGACAACAAAAAGAUAUGUCGGUUUUAUUUAAAAUUUUAUUGUCCCAAUACAGAAGGAGUAAAUGCGCUAAAUUACGAUUGGAAAGGCGAAAACAACUACAUAGUACCUCCAACAAGUCUUGUAGGAAAAGUGUUAAAACACAUGAAAACUUCGAAAUGUAAAGGUCUAGUUGUGUUACCUCAGUGGACUUCUGCUUAUUUCUGGCCACCCAUGUGA
Hydractinia symbiolongicarpus is the source of this 312-nucleotide messenger RNA. RefSeq lists its product as uncharacterized. The transcript has a single exon. Bases 1 to 312 code for a protein of 103 amino acids. NCBI's taxonomy places the organism in Eukaryota, Metazoa, Cnidaria, Hydrozoa, Anthoathecata, Hydractiniidae. Gene Ontology annotation, molecular function: site-specific DNA-methyltransferase (adenine-specific) activity; DNA binding. The record is from RefSeq and is a predicted model, not a curated record.